GCAAGUGGGGAUGUUGAAGUUUGUUCCUGUUUCCCGUCACGUCAGUCUGUUCACUCGAUAAUACCCAGAUACACACACAUCAUGAACUUAUUUACUUCGAACGACCACUUCACGCCAGUCUUUGUUCUCCUCGCUGCUUGAGUGGUCUGGACCGCUCUGGUGCGAAACGCCGGCAGCUUCCGACGUUGAUGGGCGAGUCGGGAGUGCUGACUGUACCGUAUCUUUUUCCGGCUUCCCGGGGCCUGCGGUUCGCUUGCUGCUGAUCCCAGGCAACAGCUUGUUGUGUUGUUCUGGAUUUCCAGCAUCUGCAGAAUCUCUUGCGGUUAGGGGGGUGUGUGUGUGUGUGUGUGUGUGUGUGUGUGUGUGUGUGUGUGUGUGUGUGUGUGUGUGUGUGUGUGUGUGUGUGUGUGUGUCUGUCUGUCUGUCUGUCUGUCUGUCUCUGUGUGGAGUCGGACGGAAGUUGUGAACAUGGCCUCCAGCAAGCAGUUCACGCGUUUGACCGACCUGAUCACCUGCCCCGUCUGCCGUGACCUGCUCGCCGCUCCGGUCACACUGGGCUGCGGCCACAACUUCUGCUGCUCCUGCAUCACGCAGCGCUGGGAAAGGGAGGCGAGGAAAUGCUGCCCGGAGUGCGGGGAGGAGUUCGCGGCACAGAGCCUCCGGGUUAACCGGGCCUUGGCGGGCUUGGCCGAGAUGAUUCAAAACAUCACCCUGAAGCCCGGAGAGGAAGAGCGGCCCUUCCGCUGCGAGGAGCACCAGGAGGAACCGAAACUCUUCUGUGAAACCGACAGCAAGCUGAUCUGCUAUUCUUGCGUGGCGGCGCGGGAACACAGGGAGCACCGCUUCCUGCCCAUUAAAGAGGCCGUGGACGCCUACAAGGGACAAGUGAAAUCUGCCCUGGACUCCCUGGCACAGACCAAGUCAGAGAUCCUGAGGAAGGAACAGCAGCAGAGGAGGGAUAUUGCCAGAGUCAGGGAUGAUUUACACAGACUGCAGACCCACAUUGCAUCUGAGUUCAGUAAAAUGCACCAAAUCCUCACCGAGAAAGAAGGGCUUUUAAUCAGAGAUCUGAGUGCGGAUGGUGAGAGGGUUCUAAACACAAUGGAGGAAAAUCUACGACACAUUCAAGAUCAAUUACGUUCUGUUGAGAACAAGUUCUCCACCCUGCAGAAACACUUGGAGCAAGACGAUAGUCUGAUCUUCCUGAAGGAGGAAGUUAGUUGGAAGAACAGAUGCCGUGAUGCUGAUCACUCGGUGUCUGUUGUUCAGAGCGGACUGUCUCUAGAAAAGUUCUGCGGCCCUCUGCAGUAUAUCGUGUGGAGAGAAAUGAUUGACGCCAUUAACCCCGCUCCAGCCUCUCUGACUGUCGAUCCGAACACAGCGAACCCCUGGCUCAUUGUGUCUGAGAACCGGACCAGUUUAAGGCUUGGAGCGAAAAGGCAGCGGGUCCCAGACAACCCGGAGCGGUUCGAUCCCUGUCCGUGUGCGCUGGGAUCGGAGGGAUUCAGGUCAGGGAGGCACUACUGGGAGGUGGAAGUGGGAGGGAAGACUGAGUGGGAGAUUGGGGUGGCCCGAGAGACCGUGGAGAGAAAAGGGGAGUUCACUCUGAGCCCCGAGAAUGGACACUGGACCGUAGGGCUGGAACCCGAAGGAGACUUGGUUGCCUUUACCUCGCCCUCUGAGACAUCCCUCUCCCGGAGAGAGAAACUCCGGAAAAUCGGUGUGUUCCUGGACUACGAGGGUGGCCAGAUAUCGUUUUACAACGCGGACGACAUGUCCCAUCUCUACACCUUCUCCCAAACGUUCACUGGGAGACUCUUCCCCAUCUUCAAUCCGGGACUGAAUGACGAUGGGAAAAACUCGUCCCCGCUGACAGUCUGCGGGGGUUUGGGCCACCAGUGAGUCCGUCCUGUACUUACACUCUGCCCUCUUACUGCCGCUGGGCAGAAGCGGGCCACACUAGAAUCAGCGCCCAGCACGCCGCCCUAUAGCGUAAGCCGGUGGGAGCUGCAAAUAAUACUUAGUUUAUUCAUAGAACACUCUUCAUACAGGUGAUGUAGCUACUUACAAUGGGAUAUAAAGUACACAUAAGAAAAUAAAGUAUGAGCCUGCUAAAUUCAAAGAGGUUAUGUCAGAACUGUUUAACAAAGGUUUAAAGCCGUCUCUUCAUUAUCCUGCUCGUCUUAGAAUCACUCUACAAGAUGGUUCUAAAGAAUGGUUUCGCUCGAAUGAAGAAGCCCAGGAUUUCUUAAAAACAAUGGAUUGACUGUUUAGUAUCUUGCUAUAUGAAUAAUUACUUCUCUUACUUUUGGUGAACCUUCGCAGCUAAACUUCCUUGUGAUUUAAAUGCAUUAAUUAGAGAAUAAGAUUUUAAUGAGUUAAUAGUGUGAUUAUAUGUUAUGAAUUUUGAUGUUUUUUAUUAUUUUAUACACUUUUCUCGAGGUUUUUUUUAAAUCAAUAUAACUUAGUUUGGGUAUUUUUGUUCUAUUGUUUUGAAACUGCAAUAAGUAAUCUAUUUGUGUUCUUGUUAUGAGGGUUAAGUUGUUUUUUGGCCAUAUAUUUAGUCUAGCUUGGAAUACAGUUGACCUUGGAAUUAAUUAGGAGUCAAAUUCAGCAGGUUGUUUUGGGAGGGUGAUGUCAUUAUGUGUAGCUGCCACCCUUCUUUUGGCUGGCCUUCUGACUUUGGGAGGGGGGAGGGGGGUGUCUCUUUCCAGGAGCUGUCUUGAGAUGUUAGUCGAAUCUGUUGCUUGGUUACCCUAUUUCAAGGCUUAUUGUUUGGUUUUAAUGUUCAUUUUACUCGUCUUUUCAGUAGAUAGAAAGGACUACAUUUUCACUCUUUUUCCAGGCUAAGUCUAGGGGAGUUUGGAUUUUUAUGGAUAAUACAGUUCCCUUUGUAGGGGAUUUGCAGCCCGUUCUUUAGUUAGAAAGUAGUGACUGAUACUAAUGGGAGUUUUGUCAUGGUGUCAGGAAAAUUAGAUAAUAAAUUAAUGGCAUUUCCCAAUCUGUAUGCUCCGAAUACAGAUGAUCUAGGAUUUUUUGAGCAUUUUUUAUUUUGUUUCUCCCAGAUUUGAGCCUUUACUUAUUGGUGAUGUGGGAGAUUUUAAUUGCUGGUUAGAUCCAUUUUGAGAUAGGUCAUCCCUUAAAACAGCGACAACUAAUAAAUCAGCUUUGUUUAUUCAAUCUUUUUUAAUGAAAUGCGCUAUUGAUGUAUGGAGUUUCUUACGUUCUCUAGAUAGGGAGUAUUCAUUUUUUUCUCAUGUCCAUCACACAUAUUCCAGGAUUGAUUACUUUUUUAUUGAUAGUCAAAUGAUUCCUUUAGUUCAAUCCUGUGAAUAUAAAGAAAUUGCUGUUUCGGAUCAUGCUCUGGUGCUUUUAUCUUUAAAUCUCCCCGGUCUUUCUCAAAUAAACAGAUCUUGGCAUUUUAAUUUAACUUUGUUAUCUGAUAAAGAUUUCUUAAAAUUUCUGGAGAGACAAAUUAUUCUUUUUUUGAAUAGAAUACUUUGGAAGAGACUUCUAGUCUUAUUAUAUGGGAUGCCUUUAAGGCUUUUAUUAGAGGUCAAAUUAUUUCCUAUACUGCAAGUGUCAAGAAAAAAGCUAAUAAAGAGAGAAUUGAGUUAGCUAAUCAGUUGAAACAAUGAGACCAAAAAUAUGCCUUGGCUCCAUAUCUUGCUUUAUAUAAAAGGCAUGUUCCUCUUUUUAUCCAAUUGAAACUCAACUUUUAAAAGAUAGAAGUCAAUUUUAUAUCCACGGAGGCAAAACAGGUAAAUUAUGGGCUAACAACAGGAAUUCUGCAGAUGCUGGAAAUUCAAACAACACACAUCAAACAACACACCUCAUCUAGGAAGAGGUGCAGUCGGCGUUUCAGGCCGAGACCCUUCGUCAGGACUAACUGAAGGAAGAGUGAGUAAGGGAUUUGAAAAUUGGAGGGGGAGGGGGAGAUCCAAAAAAAAUUAUUGGCUAACUAAUUAAAAACCUUUAUAGCUAAAUGGCAAAUUAAAGAAAUUUGUAAAGUCAAUGGUGAUAGGACAACUGACCAUUUAGUAAUAAACAAUAUUUUUAAAGAAUUUUAUUCUAAUCUUUAUAGUUCUGACCCUCCCAAAGAUACUGUAAUGAAUAAUUUUUAGAUCAAUUAAACAUUCCUGCACAUUCUGUUGAUAACCAAAAACAGUUGGAUCAACCUAUUUUGUAUGAGGAAAUUGCCGAGGCUGUACGUUCCUUGCACUCGGGGAAAGCUCCGGGUCUUGAUGGAUUUUCUGCGGAAUUUUAUAAGGCUUUUUCCUUACUGCUUAUACCUCAUUUAUGUGCAGUUUUUUCAGACUCCUUUAAGUUGGGUAGGUUGCCACAAUUUUUUUAUGAAGCUUCUAUUUCACUUAUUCUUAAAAAGAAUAAGAACCCAACCAAAUGCUCUUCAUACAGACCAAUCUCUUUACUUAAUGUUGAUACUAAAAUCCUAUCUAAAGUUCUGGCCCGUAGAAUUGGAAAUAUUUUACCAUCUAUCAUUUCUGAUGAUCAGACAGGAUUUAUUAAAAAUCGAUAUUCCCACUUUAAUAUUCAUCAUUUAUUAAACAUUGUUUAUUCCCCUUCACAUAUUGGAAUGUGUGAUUUCUUUGGAUGCUGAGAAGGCUGUUGAUCGAGUUGAAUGGAAUUAUUUAUAUAAAACUUUAGAAAAAUUUAAUUUUGGGCCCGAUUUUAUUCAAUGGAUUAAAUUACUUUAUCUAUCUCCUUCUGCUAGGGUCCUUACUAAUUUUCAGUAUUCCAAUCCUUUUAAACUUCAACGUGGAACUGGACAAGGUUGUCCCCUGAGCCCUUUGCUCUUUGAUUUGGCUUUAGAACCCUUAGCCGUUGCUUUUCGAGAAUCUAAUGAUAUUACUGGUGUUCUAAGGAGAGGGACAGUUCAUAAAGUUUCGCUUUGUGCUGAUGACCUAUUGCUUUUUAUUUCUAACGUCGAGACUUCACUACGUCCUGCGCUUUCUCUACGUUCUUGUGUUAGCCAGUUUUCAGGAUACAAACUGAACUUACAUGAGAGUGAACUUUUUCCUCUGAAUAAUUUGUUAUUAAUACUAACCUUCCUUUUAAAAUUGUAAGAAAUCAAUUUAAGUAUUUGGGUGUAACAAUCACCAAGAAUUAUAAAUACCUAUUUAAUGAAAAUGUUCUUACCUUACUGAAUUUUGUAAAGAGAACACUAUCAAACUGGUCGCCUUUUUCAUUAUCCUUGAUUGGCUGAAUUAACUCCAUUAAAAUGAAUAUUUUACCUAAAUUUAUAUACCUUUUUCAGGCAUUACCUGUUUUCAUUCCUAAAUUUUCUUGACUCUCUCAAUUCUAUUAUAUCUUAUAUAUGGAAAAACAAACAUUCUUGACUAAAUAAAGUUUAUCUUCAAAAAUUUAAGAAGAAUGGAGGUUUAGUUUUUCCAAAUUUUAGGUUUUAUUAUUGGGCAGUAAAUAUACAAAAUCUUACGUUUUGGGCAUACUAUAUUAACCAUGAGGACUGUCGGUUAUGGGUUUUUUUAGAAGGUAACCCUGUUAAUAAAUUUUCUAUUAUUUCUCUUCUCGGAUCCUCACUCACUUUAUCCUUUAGUAAACUAACUGAAAAUUUGGUAGUUAAGCAUACUUUGAGGAUCUGGGUACAAUUUAGGAAAUUCUUUGGCCUAUUGAGAUUUUCUUUGUCUGGUCCCAUUUGUUCUAACUAUUUUUUUAAACCUUUGAUGACUGAUUCAGUUUUUAAAGAAUGGGAUAGAUUGGGUAUUAAAUACUUCCAGGAUUUGUUUGUUGCAGGAAGUCUUCUUUCGUUUGAGCAAAUGUCAGCUAAAUAUAGUUUACCCAAAACUCACUUUUUUCAUUUAUUUACAAAUUCGAGACUUUGUGUUCUCAACUAUAUACAUUUCCUAUAAGUUCCAAUAAGGACUUAUUAGAUGUAAUUUUUAAUUUGAAACCUUUUUAUAAUGGUUCAAUAUCCAAUAUUUAUGGUAUGUUGCUAGGAAUGAGAAAUGUUCCUAUAGACAAAAUUAAAAAUCUUUGGGAACAAGAUUUACAGACUUCAGUCUCUGAGGAAACUUGGAAUGAAAUUUUUAAAUUGGUUAACACUUCAUCGUUAUGUGCCCUUCAUUCCCUCUGACAAUUUAAAGUGGUUCGUGGGGCUCACAUGUCUAAAGAUAAACUAUCUCGUUUUUAUUCGGAUAUAUCUCCUUUCUGUGAUAGAUGUAAUAAUGGAGAAGCUUCAUUAAUUCACAUGUUUUGGACAUGUCUGAUCCUUGAAAGAUACUGGGAGGAAGUAUUCCAAACUUUCUCGGUACUUUUCAAGGUAAAUUUUAAGCCUAACCCUUUGAGCGCAUUAUUUGGUAUUGUUGGAGGAAAAGACUUUAUCUUAGAGACACCUGAUUUGCAUAUUUUGGCUUUCGUCUCUCUUGUAAGCUAGGAGGGCGCUCUUGCUUAAAUGGAAGGAUGGCGUUCCGUCUACUCAUGCUCAAUGUUUACGAGAUGUUAUGUCAUGUUUAAAUCUAGAGAAGAUCCCUUGUUCAGUUUUUGAAUCUAGCCAAGACUUUUAUACAUUGUGGGGACCAUUUUUGAGUUAUUUUCAAAACCUCUGAUUUGUUGUAAAAGUACAGAUGGUGGCUAAUAAUAUAUUUUAUUAUAUGAUAAGGGUUUCUCCCCCCUUUUAUCUUGCUUUCCCUAACAGCUCUGACUUUGAAGGUGGGUUUUGAUUUUUUUUUUCUGUAUAACAAAAUUAUUAUAUUUCAAUAGUACCAUUUAAUUUUUAUGAAUACAGGGUUUUGUGAUUGUAACUGUUUUUAAUACAAUGGAUUUGGUACUAUUUUAUUUUUUCUUUUGACUUGUAUAUCUUUUUGUACUCUGUACUCUUCUACGCAGAAACUAAUAAAAUUUUGAAAGAGAAAAUAAAGUUUAAAAAAAAGAAAAUGAAAGAAAAAGGUGUUAGUUAAAAGCAACAAUAAAUAAAUAGGUUUUGAUCUGGUGUUUAAAACUGUACUGAGUCUGCAUCCCUUCGGGUUUUAGGUGUUGAAUUCCACAGA
Molecule: messenger RNA, 7025 nt
Organism: Mobula hypostoma (lesser devil ray)
Lineage: Eukaryota; Metazoa; Chordata; Chondrichthyes; Myliobatiformes; Myliobatidae
Product: zinc-binding protein A33-like
Exons: 6
Coding region: 469-1902 (477 amino acids)
Biological process (GO): protein ubiquitination
Cellular component (GO): cytoplasm
Molecular function (GO): ubiquitin protein ligase activity; zinc ion binding; protein binding
Source: RefSeq, a predicted model, not a curated record